Messenger RNA from Sungouiella intermedia, 2064 nucleotides. NCBI's taxonomy places the organism in Eukaryota, Fungi, Ascomycota, Pichiomycetes, Serinales, Metschnikowiaceae. The record is from the annotation of a GenBank genome assembly.
AUGAGUUCGAGGGCGUUAAGAAGACUUGAGAAUAAUCGUGGUCUCAAAGAGGCUUUAAGUGACUCUGUUAGUGGAUCUGAUGAGGAAGUGGUCUACUCUGCUCCAAAAGUGAAUGCUUUUGCGUUGCUAGGCGAUGAAAGUGAGCAAAGUGACGAAAGUGACGAAGAUAAGCAAGAGAAAGGGAUUGACGAUGAGGCAUUAGAGACCGCACAGGCUGCUCGGGCUAAACAGACAUCUACGGCCAGAAAAAACAAAAAGAAAAAGGCAAAAGGAAAGAAAAAGACUGACCCCAAGGGCAUUGAGGGCGAUGAAGACUUGGAUCGCUUCUUGGAAGAAGUCAGAAAGAGAGACCAGCAGAAUGCUCAAAGUGCCUCUCCUGAGGUUGAGGAUGAUGUUGAUGGUGAGUACCAGUACAACUUAGAGGAUCCACCCAUCUGGUACGAAGACUCCAACUACCUCUACUUCACCACAUCUAGACUCAAGGAAUGUCUUCCUCUCCUCUCGAUUGGAUCGUCCAAAAAUCUAGAUCCAGAUACAGAGCUCAAAAACUUGUUUGGAAAUCUCUCGUUGGAAACUAUAGAAGACGCCAAUAGUACAACCUCGUUCGCUAUUUCCCCUGAGGUUUUGGCCCAGUUCAAGAAAUUGGCCAGACUUACAAGAGGAUGGGGAGGCAAGGACCACCGCAGCGUUCCGGGAACAGCUAGAAAGUUGCUCUUUACUCGUAUCAAGGAGGACUGGUUGCCUACCGCACAGAAACCAUUGACCAUGGAGGAGUUGACCACUGAAGAGAUUGAAAAUUGCCUCGUGUACAAGAAAGAAGAUGAAGAGUAUGCUACAAUCGAGAGUAAAAUCAAAAAUGAGGAACGUUUGGGGAUCAAAUACUUCAGGUUUGCCAAAAUCCAAUCUGUGGGAGAACGAGUAGCAAACUCGAAAUUCUAUGCAUCGGUGGUGAUGACUCCAGAUCCAGACUCACUCAUGCAACUCUUGCAACAGCAUCCCUACCAUGUGGAAACGCUCUUGCAGGUCGCCAUGGUUAUGUUGAGACAGGGAAAUAAUAAGGCCACUAGUAAUGCACUUGUGGAGAAGGGGCUCUUUGUUUUUGACCGAAGCUUAAACAAGAGAUUCCAUGAAAUGCUCCAGGAUGGAAAGAACGAGCUCAUUCGUCUCCCGUAUGAGAGUUACAUGAACAGACAGUUCUAUCUCUGUCUUUUCAGACUUAUCACUGGACUUGCAGAAAGAUCCACGUUCUAUACUGCUUUGUGCUACUGUAAGCUCUUGCUUUCAAUGUCGCCAGCAGAAGAUCCCCUUGGAGUACGCUACUUCAUUGACCAUUAUGCCAUUUUGAGUGACGAGGACCUGUAUUUGAUCAAGUUUGUCAACUCUCCCCUCGUCCUGACCUACGGACAGUGGUACACUCCGGGAUUAGCAUACUCGGAAGUGUUGGCCCACUUGAACUUGGGGAACAAUGAAGCAGCAAAAUCGGCCCUUGCUCGAGCUUUCAACGCACAUCCAUAUUGUGGAGCCAAGCUAUACGAAGCUGUGGGUCUAGGAAGUGAGGUUAAACUCGACACAGAAAAGAAUGUCGUUGAUGAGCUUGCUGCUGAAACGUAUCUUGUCCGUGCCCCAUUGUUGUGGAAAGAUCAAGCACACCGCCAAUUCUUACAUGAUGAGCUUCUGGUGUUGAUUGGACUGGGCAAAGCGGCUGGUAAAUCGUGGUUCGGCAAGUUCUUCUCCAGCGAAACGAAAAAGGAGCAACUCAUACCUAUUAAUUUAGUGCGAUUUUCUAUUCUUUCGGGUGAAAAUAAGGUGUUGGCCAAGUUGCCAGAGUCUGUUUUUGAACAAGAUAACGUGCUUGAAUAUGAUGUACUUCCACCUACUGACAGGGCCGCAAGCUACGAUGUAUAUUCAGGAGUCCAGGGUGCCAAUAAGGUGACAGAUUCACUUUUUGAUUAUCUUGACCACAACAUGAUAAGUGCCAUCGUACAGAAUCGGACAGAAGAGAACAUUGAAGAUCUAAUUGCACGGUUUGGUCAGGGUGAAGCACAGGAGGACUUAAUUGAAUAA